AUGGCGAGAGAAAACGUAACCCGGGCACCGAGGAGGUGGUCUGUUCUGGAGGACUACAUCCAUCAGCUCACUCCUUAUGACAAGUUCGUCUCCAGCAUCGGCAAGAAUGGGCGACCUGCGAAAUUCGAGACCGUGGACAUGGCCGACCUCACAACCAUCGGCUCGCUACCGGGAAAGACGGGCGCGAGGGUCGUCACGAGAAGGUCCUCCGGCAUUUGCCCGACGUCGAGAUUCGUCUUCAAAGGCAUCGACUUUGAGAGCUACAAGAGAGACGGCAGAGACUUCAGAGAACAUCAAGAGAAGACGCUCCUCCACGAGAUCCGCACCCUGCACGCCCUCCCGCCCCACCCGAACAUCAUGCCCUGUCCCAGGACUCUCGUCGUCGUGCAGGACUGCGACAACAAGCACCGCAUAUGCGGCUUCCUGCAGCCCGCCAUGGAGAAGGACUCGGUCGACGAGCAGAUCAUGCGCGCGAACAGGGCGGGCCGGCGCCUCCCGGCCAAGCUCAAGGCCAAGUGGUGCUACCAGAUGGCCCUGGCGAUCCAGCACACGCACCAGGUCGCCGAGAGCUUCCACAUGGACCUCAAGCCCGGCAACAUCCUUGUCGACGACGAGAACAAUCUGCGCCUUAUCGACUGGGAACAGAGCGGCUUCUCCAUGUUCACACACCCGCCCGAGAUCACCGUCGAUCAGGAGGCCGAGGAGGAGUCGCGCCCCGGCACCGCUGUCGACGGCAGCGGCUGCGGCAGCGGCGGCGGCAGGCCGAGGAUCAUCUACACGCCGCACGUGGGCGGGCCGCGCAGGAACCAGAAGUGGGGGUUCCCGGACUGGAACGUCCUCCCGGAGUGGAAGACGACAUGCCCGCGGGCUGCGGAGCUGGCCGAGGUCUUCAGUCUCGGCAGGACGAUGUGGAUGCUGCUGGAGCAGGUCGAGCAGUCCGCCGAUCGGGCCCGGUGGACAGCGGCGGCGAGGGACGUGCCGGAGGAGUGGAAGAACAUGGUGAUGCGGUGCAUUGAGAGGGACCCGAACAACAGACCCGAGUUGGACGAGGUCGUGGCUUUUUGGCGGAGACAAGUUUAG
Molecule: messenger RNA, 1080 nt
Organism: Colletotrichum higginsianum IMI 349063
Lineage: Eukaryota; Fungi; Ascomycota; Sordariomycetes; Glomerellales; Glomerellaceae
Product: Phosphotransferase enzyme family protein
Exons: 1
Coding region: 1-1080 (359 amino acids)
Biological process (GO): protein phosphorylation
Cellular component (GO): cytoplasm
Molecular function (GO): protein serine/threonine kinase activity; ATP binding
Source: RefSeq, a predicted model, not a curated record